GCAUAUCACCGAUGUCUGCUCCGCUUAUAUCUGAUAAGUCGGUAAAUGAUGAAAGACCUUUCUCUCUCUCUGGAAGAAGAACGCGUCCAAGAAAGCGAGGUCAAGUUUCUCUAUCUCUACCUCUCUCUCUCUCUCCCCCACAAUCUCCUCCUUUAUUCAUUCUCUCUCCAUUUCUCUAAAAGCAGCUCUUCAAAACCCUAGAAAUUCUCGUGAUUUGGGCUGCAAUCAGUUUCGUCUGGCUUGUACAGAUCUCCAGAGCUCUCACCGAGCUCGGAUUCGUACGUAAUCGUGUGUUUUGGGGUGUUUUUUUUUCCACCGUUUAGCUUCUUGUUAGGACGUUGGAUUUGAGAUUACAAGCUUCAAAGAAUGUCAUCGUUAAGCCGAGAGCUUGUAUUUCUCAUACUGCAAUUCCUCGAGGAAGAGAAAUUCAAGGAGUCUGUGCACAGGCUCGAGAAGGAGUCAGGGUUCUUCUUCAAUACAAAGUAUUUCGACGAGAAAGUUCUUGCUGGAGAAUGGGAUGAAGUCGAGCAGUACUUGUCUGGGUUUACCAAGGUUGAUGAUAACAGAUACUCAAUGAAGAUUUUCUUUGAAAUUAGGAAGCAGAAGUAUCUCGAGGCUCUUGAUGGGGAAAAUGAGCAGCUUUCUAAAUAUGGGGAUACCAAAACAGCUCGGAGCAUAAUGUUAGGAGAACUAAAGAAACUAAUCGAAGCUAAUCCUCUUUUCCGUGAUAAACUGAUGUUCCCUACCUUGAGAUCUUCGAGACUGCGGACUCUGAUUAACCAAAGCCUAAAUUGGCAGCACCAGUUGUGCAAGAAUCCUCGGCCAAACCCAGAUAUUAAAACUCUAUUCACAGACCACACGUGCGCAGUUCCUAAUGGCCCACUGGCUCCUUCACCGGUCAACCAGCCUGUUACAACUUUGACAAAGCCAGCAACUUUUCCGUCGCUUGGAGCUCAUGGUGUAAGAAACCACAAUGUCUUGACUGCUUUAUUUAUUUUCUUGAAGCGACCAAGAACACCACCAGCAACUCCAGGUAUAGUAGAUUAUCAGAAUCCUGAUCAUGAACUAAUGAAGCGUCUCCGUACUGCCCCAUCUGUUGAGGAGGUGACAUAUUCUGCUCCGAGGCAGCAAGCUCCAUGGUCGUUAGAAGACUUGCCAUUAAAGGUGGCUCUAGCGUUGCCCCAAGGGUCCACUGUGACAAGCAUGGAGUUCCACCCUAUGCAAGAUACGUUACUUCUUGUCGGAUUUGCGACCGGAGAAAUCACAUUGUGGGAACUCGCUGCUCGAGAGAGGCUGGUUUCAAGGCGAUUCAAAAUAUGGGAUAUGGCUAAUUGCUCACAUCAGUUUCAGGCUUUGAUGGCUAAAGAAACACCAAUAUCUGUGACCCGCGUCGCAUGGAGUCCAGAUGGAAAUUUCAUUGGGGUUGCUUAUACGAAGCAUCUUGUUCACUUGUAUGCUUUCUCUGGACCUAAUGAUCUUCGCCAGCAUACUGAGAUUGAUGCUCAUGUGGGUGCUGUAAACGACUUGGCUUUCGCUAAUCCAAACAGACAACUGUGUGUAGUCACUUGCGGAGAUGAUAAGCUAAUCAAGGUCUGGGAUGUUUCAGGUCGGAAGCAUUUUACCUUUGAAGGUCACGAUGCACCUGUUUAUUCCAUUUGCCCUCAUCACAAAGAGAACAUUCAGUUCAUUUUUUCAACGGCCAUAGAUGGGAAAAUAAAGGCCUGGCUUUAUGAUAAUCUGGGUUCCAGAGUUGACUAUGAUGCUCCCGGUAAAUGGUGUACGACGAUGCUUUACAGUGCUGAUGGGACUAGAUUGUUCUCUUGUGGAACGAGUAAAGAGGGAGAUUUUUCCCUAGUUGAGUGGAACGAGAGUGAAGGAUCAAUUAAAAGAACCUAUCUUGGGUUUUUGAAAAAGUUGGCAGGUAUGGUUCAGUUCGAUACCUCAAAGAACCACUUUCUGGCUGUUGGUGAAGAUGGGCAAAUAAAGUUCUGGGAUAUGGACAACAUCAAUGUUCUGACUAGCACUGAUGCUGAGGGUGGACUUCCGGCUCUUCCUCGUUUGAGAUUUAACAGGGAAGGCAAUCUUCUAGCCGUUACUACGGCAGAUAACGGAUUGAAGAUCCUAGCAAACCCAGCUGGUUUCCGAUCUCUGAGAUCCAUGGGACCUUCAGCUUUUGAAACGAUGAGGACUCCAGUCGAUUCUUCUGGAAUCAUUAAAGCUGUUCCCGGUGCUCCUGUUGCGUCUGUCAGCUGUAAAGUUGAAAGAGGCUCUCCUGUUAGAGUCUCACCAAUGCUGAAUGGAGUUGAUCCCUCAAAGUCAAGAAUCGACGACUCAACAGACAAACCAAAGCCUUGGCAGUUAGCUGAAAUCUUGGACCCUGCACAGUGUCGCCAAGCUACUUUACCCGAUACCGCUGGUUCUUCCACAAAGGUCGUCCGGCUUCUGUAUACAAAUUCUGGCGGUGGAAUCUUAGCACUAGGUUUUAAUGGUAGUCAGAGACUCUGGAAGUGGGUUCGCAAUGAGCAAAACCCUAGUGGAAAGGCAACUGCUACUGUUGUUCCUCAGCAUUGGCAACCAAACAGUGGUCUUCUCAUGACCAACGAUGUUUCUGGUGUAAACCUUGAAGAGGCAGCCCCAUGCAUAGCUCUCUCUAAGAACGACUCAUAUGUCAUGUCGGCUGUUGGAGGAAAAGUCUCGUUGUUCAACAUGAUGACUUUUAAGGUGAUGACGACGUUCAUGCCGCCUCCACCGGCAUCAACAUUUUUGGCGUUCCAUCCUCAGGACAACAACGUCAUCGCUAUUGGAAUGGAGGACUCCACGAUUCACAUCUACAAUGUCCGAGUGGAUGAGGUCAAAUCAAAGCUAAAGGGUCACCAGAAACGCAUCACUGGCUUAGCAUUUUCCACAACCCUCAAGAUCUUGGUUUCAUCUGGCGCUGAUGCACAGAUAUCCUUUUGGAGCAUUGACACAUGGGAGAAGAGGAAAUCCGUUGCAAUACAAAUGCCAGCAGGAAAAGCCGCCAAUGGAGACACGCGUGUUCAGUUUCAUGUGGAUCAGAUCCGUAUCCUGGCAGUCCACGAGACACAACUGGCGAUUUUUGAUGCUUCCAAGAUGGAAUGUAUACGACAGUGGAUUCCACAAGACUCGUUGUCUGCUCCGAUAUCAUCAGCAGUGUACUCCUGCAACAGCCAGUUGAUCUACACCGCUUUCCGCGAUGGUAACCUUGGAGUGUUCGACGCAGACACUCUCAGAUUAAGAUGUCGUAUCUCUCCAUCUGCCUACUCGCCUCCAGGGAACCAAGGCUUGUCCCCUCUAGUUGUGGCAGCGCACCCCCAAGAGCCAAACCAGUUUGCGGUCGGUUUGAAUGAUGGGUCAGUUAAGGUGAUAGAACCGACCGAGGCUGAAGGCAAGUGGGGUAUGGUUCCACCCUCUGAAGCCAUCAACACUUCACCUUCUACAACAAGCAACCAAACUCCAGAACAGUUGCAAAGAUGAGCAAAACCACAAUGGGUUUACUCAUAAUAAAUCCAUGUAAAGCUCUCCAUAUUAUUCCUUCAGGUUCGCUAGUUAGUGGUGUUGUUGAUUAUUAUAGGCAGUGUUAGUGGAUCUCAGUUUCAAGAUCUUUAAGAUAUUAAAGUUUGUAACUAUGGUAAGAAAUAAAGUUUGUAUAAUUAUCUGCAAGUCUCAGAGUGAUUUAAGAAACAAGACAUGACUAAUGAGUAAAUCGGCAAG
This is a messenger RNA of Thlaspi arvense, 3732 nucleotides long. The record is from the annotation of a GenBank genome assembly. NCBI's taxonomy places the organism in Eukaryota, Viridiplantae, Streptophyta, Magnoliopsida, Brassicales, Brassicaceae.